AGGGGUAUCUCCGUCAGUGUAAAAAGAGGAGAGACAUGUUUAACGACGAUCAGCUGAAAGUGAUCUUUGGAAAUAUCGAAGACAUUUACAGAUUCCAGUUGAGCUUUGUCAGAGACCUGGAGAAACAGUUUAACACGGAAGAACCUCACCUCAGCGAGAUCGGACCUUGCUUUUUGGAACACCAAGAUGGAUUCUGGAUCUACUCGGAAUACUGUAACAACCACGUUGACUCCUGCAUGGAGCUCACACGUCUCAUGCGAGACGCACGAUACCAGCACUUCUUCGAAGCUUGCCGAUUGGUUCAGCAGAUGAUCGACAUCGCCAUUGAUGGCUACCUGCUCACACCAGUCCAGAAAAUCUGCAAAUACCCUCUACAGCUGGCAGAGUUACUGAAAUACACAGUACAAGAACACAG
Sinocyclocheilus rhinocerous is the source of this 415-nucleotide messenger RNA. Its product is annotated as rho guanine nucleotide exchange factor 9-like. The annotation marks the transcript as partial. Gene Ontology annotation, molecular function: guanyl-nucleotide exchange factor activity. The transcript has 2 exons. The record is from RefSeq and is a predicted model, not a curated record. NCBI's taxonomy places the organism in Eukaryota, Metazoa, Chordata, Actinopteri, Cypriniformes, Cyprinidae.